Messenger RNA from Wallemia ichthyophaga EXF-994, 3861 nucleotides. RefSeq names its product Sterol 3-beta-glucosyltransferase. The transcript is spliced from 8 exons. NCBI's taxonomy places the organism in Eukaryota, Fungi, Basidiomycota, Wallemiomycetes, Wallemiales, Wallemiaceae. Gene Ontology annotation, molecular function: hexosyltransferase activity; UDP-glycosyltransferase activity. The record is from RefSeq and is a predicted model, not a curated record. Bases 1 to 3861 code for a protein of 1286 amino acids. Gene Ontology annotation, biological process: carbohydrate metabolic process.
AUGACUGAAACUGAGCAAAAGCAGGGGGCGGCAGAAAUGAGUCAGCCUACGGCCGAAACCAGCAAUUCGCAGUCCAUUAGCACGGAUCAGGAACGCCACAAUCACCAGGAAUGUCAGGAUCGCCAGGUUCCCCACGAGCAGGACAAGAACGAGGGAUACUUCCAAACGACCUCCCCAAAUGAACUUUCAGCACAGCAAGGAACGUCUUCGGCUUUUUUGACGCCGUCUAAAAGCUGGCGUGGUGAUACUAAUAUGCGUUUGGGCACACAGUCCCUCAUACAGGUCAUACAGGCAUUCGCCCGCCAUGCUGAUGAUGAUAGCAAUGACGAUGAUGAUGAGGAGGUACUCGAGGAUAAAGCACAAAACAAUAGCGUGCUAAACCAUUACUCCUCACUGAACACAGUACAUAACGACACACAACAUCAAGAAGCUGAAUCGUCUACUUCCACACCUGUGACAGGUACCCCUCACGAAUCUGAAAAAGAGGAUUCUGAUAGCUCUGAUAGCUCCGACGACACUGCACUUAAGAGCAAAUCACAGUCAUUGAAGAAAAAGUCCACACAGAGACGCAGAACAUUGUCAAAGAAGCUGGCAGAGAUCUUCAAUUUGGAGGGUGAAGAGGAAAUUCACGCAGAGUUUAGAUCCUCUCUCCUCGGAUCAAGCUACAGACCACUGCUAGAAGGUUUCUUAUAUUCAACAGACUCCUUCUUGUGUUUCUUUGCACACGUCCCCUCACCUGCGAGGGAUAGUCUCGUUAAAAAUGGCCCAAUCAGUAAACGCACCCUCAGGACGAGACGUGUUAUCAGAUACUGGCUUACCCUGAAAAAUGACGUAUUGAGCUGGUUCGGCAGCGAAACGGACCCUUAUUUCCCAGUCGGCAACAUAGCGCUCAGGUACGCUAUCAGCAGCGUCACUGUCAAGAAUAGUGAUAGGGAAUUCGUUGUCGUCACUUCUGAACGCAAAUUUAACUUCGUGGCUGAUUCCAAGGUUGGUAGAAAUGAGUGGGUCAAGAUGAUUAGAAAGGGUAUCUUUAGAUCACAGAACGAGUCUGGAUCAUUCAAGCUUGUCGUUCCAUAUGACCACAUAAUCAACGUUGAAAGAUCGUCUAAUCUGGAAUUCGCUGAUAGCGUAGCGGUCAGCUACAUAAAUAACGAGGAUGGUGCAGAUUGCUACUACUUUGAUCACUUUAAAGACAGUCAAUUUGCCAGUAACACAUUGCGUCAGAUAUUAGAUUCGUAUAGACAGAAUGUCCAUCGCAUAUUGUCUAAUGAGACUUUGACAGAAUCUCCAUCCAAGAUGAAAGGAGAGGUCCUUGAAGGAUCUGAAAUGACAGCGAGACCGGCGUCUAGCGCACAGAGCGAUCAUACUUAUCCGCCACAUAACCGCAACCGCGAUAGAAGUCGGUCAUUAACCUCUGAAAUUCCUUCAUGGAUCAAAUCUGGUAGCUUGAAAGUUGGUAAAGCGGUAUACAGUGCUCCACGCAUGAUUCCACACCCACACUUAUCGACCAUCUUACCUAAAUUACCGAAUUUACCAUUUCUAAAUAACAAUAAUAACAAUGACGCUAAUAGCAAUAGUAAUAAGCAACGUCAACAACCUCAACAGCCCCAACAGCUCCAACAACCUCAGCGACCUUUGCCUAAUCCAGCUAUCAGCGGUACUUUAAUGAGAACCAAUAGUAGAGUAUGCGAAACAUAUGAAGAACCUUCGAAUAGGAGCGCUCAAAGGUCGAGAUCUAGAAGUAAUUCUGCUGAGUCUGAUGAUGAGUUUGAAGAUGUUGGUAGCGAUUUCUCUGUUUUGGAGCACAGCGAAGGCACGGAGGAUGUGCUUCGAGCCGAGGAAGAUAUCCAGCAAAAAUUCAACGCUUUCUUUGCUUUAUCCGAGGAAAGGAUACUUGGUCAUUUCAAUUGUGCCUUGUUUAGAAUGUAUCCUGUGCCUGGUAAAGUUUACAUCACGGACAAUUAUCUCUGCUUUAGAUCAUUACAGAUGCUAGGCAAGACAAAGAUGAUAUUACCAUUAAGUGAUUUACAAGCUGUUCAACCUCACAAACCUCUUCGUUUCUCGUUCCAUGGUCUCAUCAUGAUUAUACAUCGUCACGAGGAACUCUUCAUUGAAUUCACCACCGCUAACCGUCGUGACGCAUGCGAGAAGCUACUCUCCACGCAGCUCGAUAGGCUUGUAAAGAAUCCAGCUCUUCGACACACUCAAUCUUCAAAAGGUCUUAAAGAAGCUCAAAUCAUCGAGGAUCUCUCGCUGUCAUACAGACGCCCAUCACAGACGGCGCCUGUGCCCGAUGAAGAUGGCUUAUCAGCAUCAACAUCUGUAGUCUCGUUUCAGCCAACUAAGCGGCUCCGUAUUACAUGUCUCACGAUCGGUAGUAGAGGUGACGUGCAACCGUACAUAGCGUUGUGCAAGGGACUAAUCAAAGAGGGACACGAAUGCAGAAUAGCGACGCAUGGAGAAUACAAAGAAUGGGUCGAAGGAUCUGGUAUUGAGCAUAGGGAAGUGGGUGGAGAUCCUGCCGAGCUUAUGCAAAUCUGUGUUGAGAAUGGUACAUUUACGCUGGCAUUUUUAAAGGAAGGUCUAUCCAAGUUCAGAAACUGGCUUGACGAGCUACUGAGACGAUCAUGGGAGGCUUGUCAGGAGACAGACGUACUGAUUGAGUCACCGUCAGCUAUGGCUGGAAUACACAUAGCUGAAGCUCUCAAGAUACCAUACUUUAGAGCAUUCACUAUGACAUGGACAAGAACAAGAGCUUAUCCACAUGCGUUCGCUGUACCCGAGCAUCGAAUGGGUGGAUCAUACAAUUGGAUGACUUACACGAUAUUUGAUCAGGUCUUUUGGCGAGCUAUCUCCGGACAAAUUAAUAGAUGGAGAAGAUCGACACUGGGGCUGAAAGGUACGAAUUUGCAAAGAUUGGCACAGCAUAAGGUUCCAUUCUUGUACUGCUUCUCUCCAACACUAGUACCCAAGCCGCUUGAUUGGAAUGAGUGGAUCCAUGUCACUGGUUACUGGUUUAUGGACUCAUUCAAUACAAACAAUGAAGAAAACAGGAAGGGAUUGGAAUCGGAGGAUCACCAAGAUAUGCUCGAGUUCGUAGAUGAAGGUCGAAGACUGUGUAAGAAGGUAGUCUAUAUUGGUUUUGGCUCGAUUGUUGUUAGUGAUCCGGACGAGAUGACAAGAAUUGUAGUGGAGGCUAUUGAAAACGCUGGCGUCUAUGCCAUUCUUUCGAAAGGAUGGUCGGAUCGAAUGCACACUGACAAGAAGAAAGAAGAACCUCAGCUACCAAAAUGUAUCUUCUCAAUUAAUACAGUCGACCAUGCCAAGCUUUUCCCGCUGAUAGAUGCAGCUGUACACCAUGGCGGUAGUGGUACGACAGGCGCCAGUUUAAGAGCAGGACUUCCAACGGUCAUUAAGCCGUUCUUUGGUGACCAGUUCUUCAAUGCUGAUAGAGUCGAGGCUGCGAAUCUGGGCGCGAGUGUUCGCAAGCUUACAGUAGACACACUGUCUAAAGCUCUCAAGGAUGCAACCACGGACAAGAAGCAAAUCGCGAAUGCUAAGACUGUGGGUGAGAAGAUAAGAAAGGAAGAUGGCGUAGGUACAGCUAUCAAAUGUUUAUACAGAUAUAUGGACUACGCUCAGACAGUGGUUACAGCAAGAGCGAAAGAACACGACGACAUACAAGACGACAGUAACAUGGAAAAUCACGAUACUGAUGACAACGAUGACGAUUGGACGCUGACAUCUGAGAAUAUAUCAGAUGGCGAGAUUCACGAUUCUGUGGGCGUACUCUCAUUAGCUUCGAACAUAGGCAAGCGAUCGCUGGGAGUUGGCAAAGAUCUUCUUAGUAAGAAAUCAUGA